Molecule: messenger RNA, 759 nt
Organism: Penicillium lagena
Lineage: Eukaryota; Fungi; Ascomycota; Eurotiomycetes; Eurotiales; Aspergillaceae
Exons: 2
Coding region: 1-759 (252 amino acids)
Source: RefSeq, a predicted model, not a curated record
AUGGCUGAAACAACCAAAGCCGCUAAACGGGCACGAGCAAAUACAGCUGGUGAAGCCUAUGGCAGUCUAGAUGGAGAUGAAACUUCAGUAUCACAGCGAGCACCAGCAGUUGAUGUUUUUAAGCUUCGAGAAAAUGUUGAACAACUCGAUCGAAACAUCCUCGCCGAUAUUGUCAUCCAAGCAUCCCAGAACCAUCCCGACGUGGGUGGGAUGGUAGAUGCUGAGAUACGCAAGAUCCGUGAAAGAGAGCAAAGCCGCGUUAAAGUCUUCGACCAUUAUUCGAAAAUGCACAAUAUGAUAUCCGCCUUCGAUGUGGCUAAUGAUAUCGUUUCCACUGUUCAAAGUAUUGCAAAACAAUGUGGUCCCUUUGCAAGUACCCAAACGCGUUGGAAUGGCCUUUCUGUGCUACGGAAGAUCGGCAAGACGAUUGCGCUUUCGUCGAACGAUACCUUGGGCCAUGAGGUACAGAAGCAUUUUCAAUCGGACUCAACUUUCGUGGACGGGAUGUGGGAUAUCGUGUCUGCAAUGACGCCUGAGGAAAGACAGAAGAUAAGGCAAGAUGAGUCAAGCCCUGAAGCGUUGUGGCCGAAGUUACUGGAGCUGGAUGAACUCCGAGAAAAUUGUUGCAUUUUCGAGGAUUUUGGAGGAGUGCUGGAUCUGUUGGAAGGAAAGGAAGGAGAAAAUGGAGAUCAUGGCGAUGAGGGCGAAGACGAGGAAAGUGAAGACGAGGAAGGCGAUGAUUACGAUGACAAGGAGUAA